CGUCCUGUAGCCGGAAAGCCAGGAGGAGACCGAGCAAUCAGGCUCCACGGUGCUCGGCGGGCAGUCCUCAGAUCGCUCGGAGCGGAGCCGGUGGCGCCGCCGGGGCACAGCGCACGACCCUCCGCGGCCGCCUUUGUCUGCGAGUGGUGCGGCCUGGAACCUCGGCUCUCGAGGGCGGGAGACGCGCCCGCAGCGCUCGGUGACAGCUCCUCUCUCCUGGAGGCUCCGGGACCGAGGGGCAGCCGCGCUGGGCCCUGCUCGCCCGCGCCAGCACGUCCAGUGCGCGGACCGAUGCCCCCACAGCAGGGGGACCCCGCAUUCCCCGACCGCUGCGAGGCGCCGCCAGUGCCGCCGCGCCGGGAGCGCGGGGGACAUGGGGGACGCGGGCCCGGGGCUCCCGGGGGCCGGGGGCGCGGCGUCAAGUGCGUGCUGGUUGGUGACGGCGCCGUGGGCAAGACCAGCCUGGUGGUGAGCUACACCACCAACGGCUACCCCACCGAGUACAUCCCCACCGCCUUCGACAACUUCUCGGCGGUGGUGUCGGUGGAUGGGCGGCCAGUGAGACUCCAGCUCUGUGACACUGCGGGACAGGACGAGUUUGACAGGCUGAGGCCCCUCUGCUACACCAACACGGAUAUCUUCCUGAUGUGCUUCAGCGUGGUCAGCCCUUCCUCCUUCCAGAACGUCACUGAGAAAUGGAUGCCAGAGAUCCGAUGCCACUGCCCCAAAGCCCCCAUCAUCCUGGUGGGAACUCAGUCGGAUCUCCGAGAAGACGUGAAAGUCCUCAUUGAGCUGGACAAAUGCAGAGAGAAGCCGGUGCCCGAGGAAGCAGCGAGGCUGUGUGCCGAGGAGAUCAAAGCCGCCUGCUACGUGGAGUGCUCAGCCCUGACGCAGAAGAACCUCAAGGAGGUCUUCGACGCGGCCAUCGUCGCCGCCAUCCAGUACUCGGAUGGUCAGCAGCAGCCAAAGAAGUCCAAAAGCAGGACUCCGGACAAGAUGAAGACCCUGUCCAAGUCCUGGUGGAGGAAGUACUGCUGUUUCGUGUGACGCUGGCACCGUUGUCGAGUGAAGUCGAUGCUGGACGAAGCAGGCGCUGAAAUGAGCCCUUUCUCCAUGGGCGCCUGUGCGGAGAACAUGUGUCACUGAGCCAUUCCCCAUGGACGUGUUCUUUCUUGCCUUAGAUUUUCUUGUAGUUUGAGCUUAGGGAUGAGACUCUUCUGCAACAUAUUUUUGAAGUAAGUUAAGCAUUUAUCAUAACUUUGGAAAUUUAGAGCUCCAGACCUUUGGAUAGAUUUACAUCUAAUCUGAAAAAUUUGCCUCUCAUCUGAGCAUCAGGAACGAUUCUGCUGCAUUGUAAUGUGUGGAAGGAUAUGCUGCAUCCUCGCCAGGCAGCCGCCGAUUGCAGCAUUCAGCUUACAACCUCCAUGCUUUUUAUUCUCUUUUUAAGGAGCAAAACUCAGAAAGAAAUUAGAGACCUCUGCCUACAAAACCUCAAACCAGUCACUUUUGUCAUAUACUGACACUCGAUUGCAUAAGAUUUAAAAACCAACAAAAACAUCCCUCUAAGCCUAUGGCACUGUGUAGACCAAAAAGGAAAAGUUGUGUGUUAGAAUUUCUCAGUCUGGGGGCAGUUGUGUUGACACUGUGUAAACAUGGUACUGUGCAGACAUGCGAGUGGUCCACCUGUGGCACUUUCAUUUUCUUUAUGGAGUGACACGUUCAGAUCAGAGUGUGAAGUUUGCUGUUAGCGCCCUGUGCGCCAGACCCCUGGAAAUUAUAGCCCAGGGAGCACCGCCUGAAUUGCCUAAGCUCCCACACUUAAGUUAUGCUAUCUGCCGGGUGUGAGUACUUGACAGGCCCGCAGCAAGCGUUUGUGGGACACAAAAUGUACUUUUUUCAAAGUCAGCCAAAACAGACUUCUUGUACACACACGUGUAUAUCCACAUGGCUGCAUUUGCUGCUGAUUCAGACUUUUAAAGAGUGAAUGGGGAAAAGCAUGACCACCAAAACAGGUGUGAGGGAAGCGUGGCUUCCUCUUUUUGUUAACACUUUUUGAACAGAUUUCUUUUUACACCCUCGAUAUGAUUUUCAGUGUAUCUGAACACAUUUUUGAGACCAUCUUAAAACAAAACAUGAACCUUUCUUAAAACCUGUUUUAAAAUCUGUUAAAACAACCAGUUAAGUCCACAGGUGUCUAUUAGAGGACUGGCGGCAAAGAACAGCACCGCGUGUCAUGGGCCAUGGCGUCCACUGUGGCCGUCCAGGAGCACGUUGUGUGCGGGAAGCACCACUCCCUCGCUCAACUGUGUCCUUCCUUUCAGGCAGUUAGAAAGCCCCGUUCUUCACGGUGGAGUCUUAAGGCCGCCUGGAGAGUGCCACUGCCACAGCAGGAGAGUGGCCCUGCUUGCGAUGGUGCUUAGAGAUACCAAAGGUCGCCUGAGGCACUGUGACGUCAAGUUUGCCCUGGGUGAAGCACAUUUACCAAAAUCGGUUCAGGGGGGAACCUGUGGAGCCAGUGGAUGGAAGACUUAUCUUUCUGUGGGUCUUGUGUUGUCGCUUUAUGUUUGAAAAAAAACAAUUUGUGUUUUUCCAUAGAGAAAGUGAAAGAUUAGGUUAUAUUUCAGGCUCGGGGCUUCUUUGAUUUCUGAUAGUAAAUAAAAUUAACUAAUUUCUUGGCUUAAAAACUAAAAUACAUAGACUGUUUAUUAUUUAUUUUUCAAUACAUUGAAAUUGAUAUCAGUCAUAAUUUCCUGAAGUGUUUAGUUAUAACCUGAGUGAAUAAAAUGACUUCAUUUGUGAAAAUGCCCCAAACAGACAUAAUGAAGUACGCCCCAAGCCUACAUGCCUUCUGUUGGAAGCAGCUUCCUGGCCUGGGCCCCGCCUAACCCCAGUGGAGCAAGACUGAUUUGACUGGGAAGUAGUUUUAAACAGUAUUUUUAUAUUUAAGCCAAUGUCAUGGAGUACACAGCAAAUUACUUUUUAAGAAAGAAAACAAAACUUGAAAGAAGUCUGAUG
Rhinolophus ferrumequinum (greater horseshoe bat) is the source of this 3015-nucleotide messenger RNA. RefSeq names its product ras homolog family member U (gene RHOU). The record is from RefSeq and is a predicted model, not a curated record. The transcript has 3 exons. Gene Ontology annotation, molecular function: GTPase activity; GTP binding. Gene Ontology annotation, biological process: small GTPase-mediated signal transduction. Bases 292 to 1047 code for a protein of 251 amino acids. NCBI's taxonomy places the organism in Eukaryota, Metazoa, Chordata, Mammalia, Chiroptera, Rhinolophidae.